Chaetomium strumarium is the source of this 4852-nucleotide messenger RNA. RefSeq names its product exocyst complex component Sec3-domain-containing protein. Gene Ontology annotation, biological process: exocytosis; Golgi to plasma membrane transport. Lineage: Eukaryota; Fungi; Ascomycota; Sordariomycetes; Sordariales; Chaetomiaceae. Gene Ontology annotation, cellular component: exocyst; plasma membrane. The transcript has 4 exons. The record is from RefSeq and is a predicted model, not a curated record. Gene Ontology annotation, molecular function: phosphatidylinositol-4,5-bisphosphate binding. The coding region runs from base 340 to 4566 and encodes 1408 amino acids.
CUCGAAUUCCUGUUCCAUCCACAGUGCGCAGGGGCACGCACGAGCUUGCUGCAAGCCUCCGCAACUCCACCUUAUUGUGUAGGUACAAUCUCGAUCGAAGGGCAUCCCGGGCUUCGACAUAGCAUAAGCAUUGAAACCAUCUCUGGUCGGGCCUGUGUCUACAUCUCGACCACACAAGCGACGCAUUUUGCGAAUCGAGUGGAUCCCUUCCAGCGCGCAGAUUCGAGCUGUUCCCAUCGAAGAUGUCACGGCGCUGCUGCCGUCUGCGGUCGCUGCCUGAACGUUCAUGAAUCUCGAGCUGCGAUACUCGCCUGACGGGAGCGCGUCCCCGUCACCUCCAUGGCCAUGAGUGGGCGCGAUAUCAGCAGGGCUGAGCUGUUCGAGGACGAGAAGAGGCGCAUCAUCAGCAGCUGUUUCAACAAGCGCGACGACGAUGGAUCUGCCCUCGAGACAUACAUCACGCAUAUCAGGAUCACCGAGUUCCAGACCUCGCCGACAUCUCCCCCGCCACCGGAUGCAAGGACGCCCCAGUAUGAAAAGCCUCGCGUCAUCAUUGUCGCCGUGCGCAAGUCUGGCCGGGUGCGCAUACACAAGUCCAAGGAAAACCCCAAUGGCAGCUUUUCGAUCGGCAAGACGUGGUAUCUCGACGAUGUGACAGCCAUUGAGUCUUUCACCAGCCCGACGGCCAACCCGAACAGCCAGCAAUGGGCCGGAGAUGUGGGCUUCGUUGUGACGAUCGGGAAGCCAUACUACUGGGAGGCCCAGACUGACAAAGAGAAGAAGUUCUUCAUCGCCAGCCUUAUCAAGAUCUAUACCAAAUAUACCGGUGGCCGCACCCCCAACCUAACAGGCUUUGAUCAGCGCGAGCUCGACCAAGUGCUCGGUGGUGCGCAAGCCCCACGGCCCCUGGAGCAGCGUCCACCCCCUCGACCCACCCCGCUCGACACCGCGCCUAACGGCAGCAAUGUCUCAGACUCAUCCCGCUACAAGGCCUACACUCCGCCUCUCAGCGGCACAACGGCCGCAUCGCUACCAGAAAGACUAGCGUCGCGCAGCCCGCUGGUGCCCAAUGGCAAGUCGUCUCCUGCGCAAAGCAUCGAGAUAGGCCGGCCAUCGCCAGAACAGCAGUCUCUGCGCAGGCUAGCAUCAGGUAACAACCAGAGUCAAGACUCAUUCGAGGCCUCAUCCGUCGCCCGGAGCGAGGAUGCGAACAGCCUUCGUCCGAGGUCGAGGAAUGGGGUCAACGGGACCUCGUCGUAUGCACCCCCGGAGCCUGCGCCGGCUACAGUUGAGGAAAGCCCUCCGGAGCGAAGACGGCCUCCAAUGGAUCCGCUUAGGCCCCUGCCGGUUGACAGAGACCUGAUACCUGCGCCUCUCAUGAGCCCGGCUAUGCGCAAGGAACCUAUGGCGAUCCCACCGCGAAGUGUGGAUAGAAUCUCCCCUCGCAAGGACUCGAUAAGUCGGCGGAACGAGCCACCACCUAGGACUGAGCAGGUUACAACGCCCAAGGACACAAGGAAGGUAGAUCUGCCGGGCGACUCGUCUAGCCCGGUGGUCGCAACGCCACCUUCUGUCCCCCCUGUUUCGGCGCCCACACCACCACCUGCCCCCACCCCUCCGGCCGAUCCUCCGCCGGAACCCGAGGAGGAAGAGCGGCCAGGUCUUGGACCCAUGAUCAAGGCAAAGAAAUCGAAAGGAGAUCUUGCCGGGGCCUUGUGGAAGGCCGCGGCAGCGGCUACCGCCUUCAAGCCGAGGCCCGGAGGUGCAGCCGAUCGUCUACGACAGAUGGCGGCCAAGGUCAAUAACGACGAGCCCGAUGGCAUCACGAGUGUUGUCCCUGCACCGCCUAAGCCGGCACCAGUUCAAAAGCCGCCAGAGCCUGCUCCAGCGGUUGAGCCACCGCCCAAAGCAGCCGACAGAACCGCUGGCCCUGCCAUUCCUGAGGUGAAGGUCACCGAAUCCGACUCCACUGCCAAACCAAGCAGCGCUCAGCCGCCGCCCGCAGUUAAAGACUCUAAAGAGAAGACGGCUGAAGAGCAGUCGACAGUGGAAGAAUCUCGACGCUCGAUCGUCGUAGGGAACGAUGCCAAGUACCUAGCGACGCUGGGCAUAGAUCCUUCCAUACUGGACACGCGGACGGCUGAGUUUGCCAAGUGGCUGGACUACUUCGGUUGGGUACCGGGCGAGAAGAUGCGGGCGCGUAGCUUUGAGGAGAUGCGGGCUGAUCUUGACCGGGAACUGAGUAAAGCUCAGGCCGGCGGCUGGCUCGCCCGUUUUCAGGAGGAGGACGAGAGAGUCGAGGCGAUCAAGAAGGGCAUCGAUCUCGCCAUUAACGAAUGCGACGAGCUUGACAACCUGCUUACGCUGUACAGUGUUGAGCUAUCGACUCUUUCGGAUGAUAUUGCAUAUAUUGAGGCCCAAGGUCAAGGUCUACAAGUGCAGGCGGCCAACCAGAAGCUGCUCAGGAAAGAACUGGAGUCACUGCUGGAGACGUGUGCAAUCAGUGAAACCGACCUUGACGCGCUCAAGGCGGCGCCCCUGGAAACAGCGGAUGGCGUCGAAGAGAUCGAGGCCGCCCUUGUCACGCUGUACAAAGCGAUGAUCAAGAUCGAUCCGACACUCGGCAACAGCGAGUCACGCAAGAGCGAGGAUCUGAAUGGGGAUCAAGCUCUCGGCCUCAAUAGUGACUACGGCAAGAUGCGCAUCGUCCAGGAGAAGAAGGAGAUGUACCUCGCAGAGAGUGCUAUUUUCAUGCGGAGACUCGUCGUCUUCAUGGAAAGACAGUUCUCGGAAGCGUUCCGCGAGACCAAGAACGCGCUUGGCGGAGCGCUGUCGAAGAAGGUGGAUGCACGCAACCACGAGGCCGGUAGGGACCUACUAUGGAUGUACAGUCCCUUGAUUCUGUACGCCCGGGAUGUCGACCUCGAUAACUGGAAUCGCAUCCUCCAGAUCUACCAGGACCGGAGUCAUCCAGUCUACAAGGCCGAGUUCAGGGAUGCUAUGGAGGCGUGGAAGAAAAAUGCCAGGAAGAUGACGGGUGAUGAGAGCGAGCUGCUAUUCACGUCGUAUCAGGAGAAGAAGGAAGAAGGCCUGGCGACGACGGCACGGAAACUCACCGUCAAGCGCAGCCAAACGCUGGCAAGGAGUCUCCGGUCUCCACUCGGCGACGCGGGCAGCCGGACAAACCUCGCCGACAAGACUCCAGACGGCCGGUCACUCCCUUUCGAGGUGUUUGCUGGUGUUUUGGACGAUCUUCUCCCACUGGUGGAAAUGGAACAAAACUUCAUUGUCGAUUUCUUCCAUGCCACGACGCUCGACCAGUCCGACUUCCCCGACCUCGUGACGGCCUCGCGACCCCAUGGUCGCUGCGGGGGUGAUCUGAAGCGCCACCGUCUGAUGGAGCCGGAUCGCGAUUUGGCGCGCAGGGUCACCAAGGCGAUGGAGUCGAUCUUUGUUUUCCUGGAGUCAAGUCUGCAGCAGCUCAUGGACUGGGUGCUGCACAUGGAUCCUCUGCAAGGCGUUGGCAUCCUCGCCACGCUCGAACGCAAGAUGGCCGAGAUGAGCCAGUCCAACCAGGACUUCCUCAACAACGUCUUGCAGAAGCUUCAUGGCAACCUCGAAGCCAAGUUCAAGAAGUUCGUCGACGAGCAGAUACGCGCCAUCGAAGAAACAAAGGUCAAGAUCAAGAAACGAAAGGGCGUCAUCCACUUCAUUCGCAUCUUCCCGAACUUCAAUAUCGCCGUAGAGAACAUGCUCGCAGGAAUCGACCCGUCCCUCCCUGUCCGCCGCAUGGUCGACCGCGAGUACGACCGCAUCCUCAAGUCCAUGUUCGACUCUCUCAAGGUCAUCGCGCGCGAGAACCCGGCCCUGGGCACCGCUGCCGUCCUCCCCUCCAUGUCCACGGCGUCCAUCCACACGGCCAACUCGGCCGUGGCCGACCCGGAGGACAAGGAGGCUCUCAACUUCCACAUCCUGUUCAUCGAGAACAUGAACCACUUCCUCGAGGAGGUCGACAACCCACGCGGCCUCGAGGUGCUCGACGACUGGCGCGAGGCCGCCCAGCGCGAGAUGGCCGAGCACAUGGGCUUGUACCUGAACGCCGUCAUGCGCCGCCCGCUCGGCAAGCUGCUCGAGCACCUCGAGAAUGUCGAGGCGCAGCUGGCCGGCGGCAAGAGCCCCGCCGGCGUCGCCGCGCAGCCCAGUAACAGCAAGACCGUGUUCAACAAGGUGCUGGGCGGGUAUGAUGCGCGCGAGGUGAGGAAGGGAAUUGAGGCGUUACGGAAGAGAGUGGAGAAGCACUUUGGUGGGGAUGAGGAAAGCGGAGGCGGUUCCGGUGGCGGCGGUGGUGGUGGGUUAACCGUACCUGGCGCUGCUCGGGCAGGAGGAGGAGGUGGAAGCAUCAACAGCAGCUUGGUCAAUCGCGUGCUGAGGGAGUGCGAGCGCUUCUACGGGGAUGUGGAGAUGCGCAUUGGACGGGUCACGACGGACGUGUAUGGGGGCGAUGUCCUGUUUGAAUGGCCCCGGGCCGAAGUUAAGGCGGCGUUUUCCAAUGUUGGUGGGAGGUGAUUGGCACCUUUACCUUAUGACUGAUGAGCGUGGUUAUAAGGGAUUGGGGAGGGGAACUUGGUUAGGUAGGGUAUAUUGCUGCACAGCAUGCGUGACAAAUAGUAUAGUACUACACCCGGAGCGCGUCGUUCGGUAGAACCCUGAUGACGAUAUAUACGUUCUCGUUAUGUCUAUCCGUGUUUCAAAGGACGGGGGACCGUGGUUGAUUUAGCGAGCUGAACCUAUAAAGGAGCGCGGCUAGUUGUGGUGGAAAGUUUUGACAAAAACGUGAUAACGUCGGCGACAG